AUGGACGAUUCGUGCUUUCUCGGCAUUGACUCCUCCCGUCCUUCACCACCUCCUCGGUCCAGCAGCUCCAGCGAGCCCUCCAACCGCGGCAGCAGCAUCAGCCUCGAGGACGCAGCCUGGGUUCCCAAUGACUACCAUCGCGACUCCCCGAGCGACCUCGCCCCGGCAGUACACGACUCGGCCAAGUCUCCUCUUCUUCUUUUUCAGCCCCAGGAACUCACUUUCACGACCGAGCCCCGCGAGGUCAGUCCGGAGGAUGGCUGCCCGCGUCUUCCCUCUGAGCCGAGUACUCCAUCAACACCUUCUGUGACGAACCGUAUGGAUGUAUACUUGCUGGAAGAGGAUCAGCAUGCAAUGCGCAUGGUUGGAUUGCCACCUAGUACGCCAAGUGAAUCAGCCUCCCAAUCUCAGCCUUCAUCUCCCAAAAAGUCGCUGGGACAAUCGCUAUCUGAUGGCUCGAGUUGGCAAAUUAUCGACAAGUCUGACGAGGACCAGACCUCUCAAUCUCACCCGAUAUCACGUCCCGGUAAAGAGCCUCUCAUUGAUGAGACGUCCACCUCGCCCCGGCCUACCACUCCUCAGAACAACACCUUUGAGAGAAUGACAACCCUAAUCGGCAUUAUUCCCGAGUCAAACCAGUCAGCUUGGAAUAAACUCCCUAUUAGUCCAGAUUCCGGGAUAUCAUAUUUGUCCCUAGACGCUGGGCCCCCUGGCAAACGACAUCGCGAAUCAAUCGAUGCAGAACAAGCAGACGAUGGCGAUCUCGGGCGGCUCGGAGGAAGGGCCAGUCGCAUGCCAGCCACGCGCAAGUUAACAUUCAUCAAGAAAAGGCGAAGGGAUCAAAAGGACACGAAUAGCAAUACGGCUUCAUGA
Molecule: messenger RNA, 873 nt
Organism: Ilyonectria robusta
Lineage: Eukaryota; Fungi; Ascomycota; Sordariomycetes; Hypocreales; Nectriaceae
Exons: 3
Coding region: 1-873 (290 amino acids)
Source: RefSeq, a predicted model, not a curated record